Zonotrichia leucophrys gambelii is the source of this 1365-nucleotide messenger RNA. RefSeq names its product hepatocyte nuclear factor 4 gamma (gene HNF4G). The transcript is spliced from 10 exons. The coding region runs from base 1 to 1365 and encodes 454 amino acids. Gene Ontology annotation, molecular function: RNA polymerase II cis-regulatory region sequence-specific DNA binding; zinc ion binding; nuclear receptor activity. Gene Ontology annotation, biological process: positive regulation of transcription by RNA polymerase II; cell differentiation; anatomical structure development. NCBI's taxonomy places the organism in Eukaryota, Metazoa, Chordata, Aves, Passeriformes, Passerellidae. The record is from RefSeq and is a predicted model, not a curated record.
AUGAUGCGGCUCUCAGAACCAAUACUGGACAUGGAAAUGGCAAACUACAGUGAAGUUUUAGAUCCAACAUAUACAGCACUGGAGUUCGAAACUAUGCAGAUUCUGUAUAAUGGCAAUGACAGUUCAGGAGAAGCUGUCAACAUGAAUGCUGCUGACAACGGGGUCAGUAGUCUCUGUGCAAUAUGUGGAGACCGAGCGACCGGAAAACAUUAUGGUGCUUCCAGCUGUGAUGGAUGCAAGGGAUUUUUUAGACGUAGCAUAAGGAAAAACCACGUCUAUUCAUGCAGAUUCAACCGACAGUGUAUUGUUGACAAGGACAAAAGGAAUCAAUGCAGAUAUUGUCGUUUAAAAAAGUGUUUUCGAGCAGGAAUGAAAAAGGAAGCUGUACAAAAUGAACGGGACAGGAUAAGUACAAGAAGAAACACUUUUGAUGGCUGCAACAGUCCCUCUAUUAGCACAUUGUCACAAGCCGAGACACUCUCCCGCCAGAUCUCAGUUUCCAGUCCUGGUGCUAGCACUGAUAUAAAUGUUAAGAAAAUUGCUGGUGUUAGUGAUGUCUGUGAAUCUAUGAAGCAACAACUUUUGGUCCUGGUGGAAUGGGCUAAAUAUAUUCCGGGCUUCUGUGAACUACCACUCGAUGACCAGGUUGCCCUGCUAAGAGCACAUGCUGGGGAGCACCUGUUGCUUGGAGCAGCAAAACGGUCCAUGGCAUACAAGGACAUUUUACUUUUAGGCAACAAUUACAUAAUCCAUCGCAACAGCACUGAAAUGGAGAUCUGCCGAGUGGCAAAUCGGAUUCUGGAUGAAUUAGUUCGUCCCUUCCAGGAAAUUCAAAUAGAUGACAAUGAAUAUGCUUGCUUGAAAGCAAUUGUGUUUUUUGAUCCAGAUGCAAAAGGCUUGAGUAAUCCAUUGAAGAUUAAGAAUAUGCGCUUCCAAGUGCAAAUCAGUUUAGAGGAUUAUAUUAAUGACCGUCAGUACGACUCCAGAGGAAGAUUUGGAGAACUUCUUCUUCUACUGCCUACACUCCAAAGCAUCACUUGGCAAAUGAUUGAGCAGAUACAGUUGGUUAAAUUAUUUGGAAUUGUUAAAAUUGACAGUUUGCUUCAGGAAAUGUUACUGGGAGGUACUUCUAAUGAUGCCAGUCAUCUGCAUCAUCCAAUGCAUCCUCACUUAGCCCAAGAUCCAUUAACUGGCCAAACUGUCCUCAUAAGUUCAAUGUCUGCUCCUGUACAUACAGAACAGAUACCAACUCCAGAAACUCCAUUACCUUCCCCUCCACAAGGCUCUGGGCAAGAAUACAAAAUGUCUGCAAAUCAAGCUUCAGUCAUUGCACAGCAAUCUAUUUUGAAGCAAAAACCAUUGUGA